Messenger RNA from Trichomycterus rosablanca, 4297 nucleotides. It is a transcript of the gene nfrkb, whose product is annotated as nuclear factor related to kappaB binding protein. Gene Ontology annotation, cellular component: Ino80 complex. The coding region runs from base 1 to 3882 and encodes 1293 amino acids. Lineage: Eukaryota; Metazoa; Chordata; Actinopteri; Siluriformes; Trichomycteridae. Gene Ontology annotation, molecular function: protease binding. The record is from RefSeq and is a predicted model, not a curated record. The transcript is spliced from 25 exons.
AUGGAUUCUUUGGAUCAUAUGCUGACAGACCAUUUAGACUCAGGCAUGGACAGCUCUAAUUAUGUAAUGGAGGAGUGCAUGCUGGGAAACUGCAGAGUUCGUAUUCCUGAAGAUUUUCUGGAAGAUCCAGAGAUUUUCUUUUCUGUUAUGAGUGAAAGCACCUGGUCUGAGGUUCUAACAGACUCGCAGAGACAACAUCUUCGUCAGUUUCUGCCGCACUUUUCAGAGAAUAACACUUCAGAGCAGGACCAGGUCAUCAGUGACCUCUUCAACAACCAGAACUUCCACUUUGGAAAUCCUCUUCACCUCACCCAGAAACUCUUCAGAGAUGGCUGCUUUAACCCAGAAGUGGUUAAGUACAGGCAACUCUGUACCAAAUCCCAAAGAAAACGACAAAUCUACUCACUCCAGCAGUACUACCACAAUCUACUUAAGCAAAUCCUUGUUUCUAGAAAGGAGUUGCUGGAUCUGGCUGUUCGAAGUGGUCCUGAGCUGCCAGUGAAACGUCACUACCCUCUUUCCUCCCAAAAAGAAUUGCGAGACCAGAGGGUCAGGCACAGGGUAAACCGGAUACUGCGAGAGGUAAAAACUGAGUGUGGCGACACCAACCUAUCCUCUGAUGAUGAUGACGCGGGAUCUUGGUUUGCAGAGCCCACAUCCCCUUCUUCUCCAACACCAACCAUUUCUCUCAGAGUUCUGCCCAGUCUCUCCACCCAGGACAUGAAAACUAUAGAUAAGCCAGAACUGGGAGAGAAGGAUUUAAAAGCCAUGCUGAGAAGACACAGAGAGAAACGGAAACAUCAACCAGAUCAUCCUGACUUAAUGACAUCUGACCUUCACUUAGGCGAUGUCACAUCAAGAGUAAACAUCGGCCGAAAAGGAUCAAGCAUGGCACUGAUAGACCUGGCCUUGCCUAGGAAGAAGCUGAAGGAGGAGAAAAAGAAGCGAAAAAUGAGGCCCAUUAAAACAGAAUCCGACGAUGGCUGUGAUGGUCCGACACCGGCGGCCUCUGUGCCUGCUGCCCUCUCUGAAACUCCCAACCCUCUUCAGAGCAUUAAGGAAGAAGUUAUAGAGGAAUCACAGAGCAGCCCUAAUACUGUGCAGGAAAUAGCCAUGAGCUUCUUUCAUCUACUGGAAGAUAUCUUUAAACAGGAUAACAUGGCAUCCUCUUCCCAGAUCGAGGAGAAGGUGCAGCAAUGGCAGGGCUCUCCUGCAAGUGCCCUGAACCCAUGGUUCUCUGUGUCCCCCUGCUGGUGUGAGUUGAUAGUUUCUGCUCUUCAAUUCCUAGCAGGGGAAAGUAAGUCUGGCUCCAUGGUGCUGCCCAGUGGCUUCACUCCUUAUGUAGAAUUCAGAGAGCUCAGUCAGCAGUGGAAAUGGAUAGGAUCCAGUCAGGAUACAGAGAAAGAUCUCGGUGCACUUUGUGGCCUCUGGCUGGAGUCAAAGGACCAAGUGGUAAUUAAGCAGGAAGGUGAGGAAGCUGCUGAACUGACUCCUCCAGCUCCCAGAGUAUGGACUGAUUAUGUGGUCAGACCCAGCACUGGUGAGGAGCGGAACGUCUUUCAGGAGCAGGAGCAGCAGCGCUAUGAUCAGCCUCACAAAGCCUUCACCUUCCGAAUGCAUGGCUUCGAGUCUGUGGUGGGGCCGGUCAAGGGAGUUUUUGAUAAGGAGACUUCACUGAAUAAAGCCCGAGAGCACUCACUUCUGCGCUCUGACAGGCCAGCCUAUGUCACCAUCCUCUCUCUGGUGCGCGAUGCAGCUGCCCGUCUGCCUAAUGGUGAAGGUACCCGAGCUGAGAUCUGUGAGCUGCUGAAGGAUUCUCAGUUCCUGGCACCUGAUGUCACCAGUGCCCAGGUGAACACUGUUGUAAGUGGAGCUCUUGACCGUCUGCACUAUGAGAAGGACCCAUGUGUGAAAUAUGACAUUGGGCGCAAGCUCUGGAUUUACCUGCACAGAGACCGGAGUCAGGAGGAGUUUGAGAGGAUCCACCAGGCUCAAGCAGCUGCCGCCAAGGCACGAAAAGCCCUUCAGCAGAAACCCAAACCCACCCCCAAACCUAAGUCCAGCAACAAGGAACCAGUCGUCAAAAGCGGAGCUGCAGAGGCCCAAAGUUCGGUGUCUGAGAGUGUUUCUACACCUGCUACAAUCCUACCUCCACCCCCUAGCACCCCAACACCAAGCACCCCUGUGACCCCUAAAUCCACACUACCUAUUGUGUCUACACCAACCAAAGCCGGAGUGCCAGAUCCAGUCAAAUCCAGCCCAAGUGUCCUGCUGGUGUCUCCUCCCACCAUGCCUCAGCUCGGCACUCUACUAUCUGCUGCUCAAGUGACUCCACAGACCUCUCAGCAGGCCCCAGUUCAGCCUGCAGCUCGAGUAGUGUCACACUCAGUGUCAGCGGGCUCUCUGCCUCAGGUACGGGUGGUUACUGCUCAGCCUGGUCUUUCCACUGCAUCAGCAGGACAAGCAGCCACACUGAUCCACCACCAGACCCCCCACCAUAUCAGGCUGCCAGUCAGUGUUGCACACAGCAAGGGCAUCGCACAGGCUGUGGUGACUCUGCCACUGAGAAGCCAGUCCACAGGAAGUCCAAUUCAGGUUCAGGCCUCACGAGCUCAGACCAGUCUCUCUGUACCACGCCUGACCUCUGCUGUGCCAGUCAGUAAAGCUCAGAGCAGUUUUCCAGGAAGCCCAGCUACCAACACACCCCCACCUGCAGUGCUGCAGGGGAUCACUAGUCAGAACAUCAUCAAACAGGUUGCCAUUACUGGUCAGCUAGGUGUGAAGACCCAGAAUACAGCGGGCAUUCCGCUGACCGCCACCAACCUGCGCAUUCAAGGCAAAGACGUGCUCCGCCUGCCCCCGUCCUCCAUCACUACUGAUGCUAAAGGUCAAACCGUGCUCCGCAUCACCCCAGACAUGAUGGCAACUCUGAAACUCACACCUGACAUACUCACCAGCGCCAGCAGCUCCACCGCUAAAGGCAUCUCCGCCACCCUGCACGUAACCCCACCGCAGGCUCCUCCUUCUGCCUCCUCCAACCCUGCCCCCUUGGCCAAAGCAGAGACCUUGACUGCCAAACCCCCUCAAACCUUGGUGCCACCUGGCACUGCCACACUGGUCAAGGCCACAUGUGACACUGCCAUUCGACUCAUGCCCGCCCUGGCUGUCACUAUGGCAGACCCCAAGGCCCGCACCUUCUCCACAGUCACUUCGUCUGACUCCAAGCUUGGCAGCACAACCAUUCGCAUUGUGCCAAGUCUGGGUGUGAUAUCACAGAAACAGGGGCAGACCGUUGCUGUCACCACCACAUGCGCCAAGCCUGGUACAGCUUCCUCAGGGGCAGCUACGGUUACCAUUGCAACAAGUGGGGUAGCAGGAGGUAAAGGGGUGACACUGGCCACUUCCGCAGCAGGGUCGACUCUUUCACUGGGAACUGCCGCAGCCACAGUCAGACAAGUGCCUGUCAGCGCAACUGUAGUAGCCACGCAGCCGGGGAAGUUACCUACAAGGAUCACAGUGCCUCUUUCAGUCCUUAGCCAGCCUCUGAAAAGCAAGAGUGUGGUGACUACACCAAUACUGAAAGGAAACAUCAGUACCAAUAUCAGUAAUCUGGGCAGGAAUAUUAUUCUCACCAGCAUGCCAGCAGGCACCAAACUGAUUGCUGGAAAUAAGCCGGUCAGCUUCGUUACAGCUCAGCAGUUACAGCAGCUGCAGCAGCAGGGUCAGGCCACUCAGGUGCGCAUCCAGACUGUUCCAGCCCAGCAACUGCAGUCGCACUCAGUAUCCAGCUCGCCUAAAUCCGCAGUGUCCACAGUGGUGGUGUCCAGUGCCCCCUCUGCCCCCUCAGCCCUGUCCACCAAAACAAACCCUGAGCCACAGUGAUGCUUCCUUUGGUUUAAAUCCAGCUGUUAGACUUUUAUACAUUGAGAUUCAGAGAUUUCAGCUAGAAGUUGAUAAUGAAUCAUAGAACCAGAGCAGUUGUGUUAAAAGCCAGUGUUUGGCUUUCAGAGCUCCUGGUAUUUAUGUACGAUGUGUUUUCGACAUUUAACAAGACUGUCUAGGAAAAUUUCAACUCAGCAAAAUGGUAAGUGUACCUACAGUUACACUUGAGGUUAACAUGGACUUGUCAGAGCAAGGUCAGUUUUCUAUUUCGAAUGUUCCUAGUUUGUUUGUUUUGUUGUAUGUAAAAGCUUUGUGUCGUCUCAUCCAUUUUUUCCAAAAUCUUGUAUUUCUGUAAAUUCUUAUUUUUGCUUGUAGGUUAAAGUCAUGUUAAUAUGAAAUAAAUAACUUAAUUGUG